Messenger RNA from Closterium sp. Naga37s-1, 1477 nucleotides. The record is from the annotation of a GenBank genome assembly. NCBI's taxonomy places the organism in Eukaryota, Viridiplantae, Streptophyta, Zygnematophyceae, Desmidiales, Closteriaceae.
CAGGGCGGAGCAGCGAGAGGAGGCGGUGGUGGGCGUGAGGGAGCGGCAGCAGCGGCGACUGGAGGAGGAGGCGAAGCUGCAGCUGAGGAGGGUGGAGUGGCGCGAGGCGCGCGUGCAGGCACGGCAGCGGGACGAGGCGCGGCAAGCAGCGGUGGCAGCACUAGAGGCGAGCCGAGGCCACUCACUGCGAUCCAGAGGGGGAGGGGUAAAGUCUGAGGGGGACCCGCAGAUCAAAGACCUUGGAACGGAGGGAGAAGGGGGAGGAGAAGUGGGAGGAGAAGGGGGAGGAGAAGGGGGAGGAGAAGGGGGGGAGAAGGGGGAGGAGAAGGGGGAGGAGAAGGGGGAGGAGAAAGGGGAGGAGAAGGAGGAGGAAGAGCAGAGCAGCAGCGGGUAUGAGGUUGCUGGGCUUGUGAGACGGCGCAGGGGAGGAGGGGGGCAGGAGGGAGGGAGAGAGGACGAGGAGGGGGAAGAGGGGGAAGAAAGGGUUGGAGGGGAAGGAGGGGUUGGAGGAGAACGAGGAGAAGGCGGGGAGAUGAGGGGUGGUGUGAUGGGAGGGCGACUGGGUGUGGAGGGUGGAGGGUGGAGAUCAGCUGCAUCGCUGGAAGCAGAGAAAGAGAGGAAGAGGCAGGAACGCAGGGAGCACUACAGACGAUUGCUGCCACCUGAGCCGGGAGCUGACGUGGCGAGCGAGGAGAGGGCGGUGGUGGCGGUGCGGCUUCCAGACGGGAUGGAGAUGCGGGACAUGUGCGUGCGUGUGAGAGACGUGUCUGCAACUGGUGAGUGCGUGUGUGGGGUGGUGCCUAUGCCAAUAUGCAUGUGUGGGAGGGAGUGGAGCAGAGCAGCAGGCUGGCUCUCCCCCGCUCCUCUGCCCCCUCCCCACGCCCCACCAAACCCCCCCCACCUGUUUCCCCUGCUCCCCUCCCCCCAUUUCCCCCACCCACCGCCCAAACCCCCUGACCUGCUACAGCAGCACACACUCCCCCAAAAGGACCUCCUCCCCUUCCCCCUCUCGCGCGCCUCUCUAGCCACCACCUUCCCACGCCGCCUGCUGCCCCUCGCCUCCUCUGCUGCCCUCCAUGUGGACUUGCAAUGGAGAGCUGCACACGCUCCCCCAAAAGGACCUCCUCCCCUUCCCCCUCUCCCGGGCGGCUCUCACCACCACCUUCCCCCGCCGCUUGCUGCCCGCGCUGCCUUUGUCUCCAUCUCCCUAGCGCAUGCAGACCUGUGCCCACGAGCAGUGCUGGUGGUGGAAGAGGAGGUGAACGAGAAUGAGAACGAGAUUGAGGGAGAGGGGUCUAGGGCAGACCUGUUUCCACGAGCAGUGCUGGUAGUGGAAGGGGAGGUUGAUGAGAAUGAGGGAGAGGGGCAGGGGAAUGUGAGAAUGAGAUUGGGCGGGCAGAGGAACGAGAAUGAGGGCGAAAGGCGGGAAAAUGUGGGGGAAGGGCAGCGGUAUGAGGGGCGAGGCGAAGCUGUAUGA